UGCCGCACAGAAUUUAAUUUAGCGUCCCACGGUUGUGUUUAUAUUUUGGUUGUGUGCGCCCUUCAUUAUUUUUCAGACUUUCUUUGCAUCCCAGACGUUUCGUUCAAGGUUCCUCUUUCUGCAGCCGAACAAAAAAUGCAUAAUAUUUUUUAUAUAGUUACAUAAGUGCGUGUAACAAAACAGUUUGCCUCUAAAAAGUUCCUGUAUAUUAGCGGCUAGUGAGAAUUAAAUAUUAUAAAUAGUUUGAUUCCGUCAUACUUGGCACGCUGCACGUGAUGACGCCGAUGAGAAACGUGAAACCCCCUGAAACACAGGGGUCAAUCCAAUAAUUAUAGAUACUAUCAGUCUACGCACAUAUUUUCGAUUUGUGUCACAACGUCGUCACAGGUUUUUUGAAGUCGCUUUGCCUAAAUUUGUAUUUAUUCUUUUGUUUCGCCCUCUUUUUUAAGGUAAGCACCCAUAAAUUCUGGAACGUAAUGCCAGGCAACACAAUUGGCAGAGCCCCCGGACACUAAAUCCUUCCGUUUUAAAACACCUGCACAGAAGUUUAGAUAGUUUAGAAUUGCCAUGCUGUGUGCUCUUAUCCGUGGUCCACCCUCCGGCCACAGAAUGUCCCUGUACCGCUCCGUGCCGGAGCUUCUUGGCUUGGCUCACAAUAUCCGCUGCCUUUCGGCCGGAAGAGGCGUCUAUCAGCGGCAGCCACAGCUCCAGAACCCCGUCCAACGUCAAGAUCUGCUCUCGCAUUCCCGGCUGGCAGAGAGUUCCAAAUUAUCAGUGAGGAAACUUCAUUCAGAACACGGCGCAAUGUUCUACUCGAUGUACGCCUACCUGUCCAACUUGCCACGCCUCCACGUCUUGGGAAUGGCGAUGGUGGCCUAUGUCGUUUAUUACCUAAUCCAGGUUGUCAAGCGACCGAUUAUCGCCUGCUCGGACGGGCCGUUCAAACAGUAUCUGAUCCGGAAGGUGCCGACGUUGGAGAACAAGUACUGGCCCACUUUCUGGUGCGUGGAGAGCCGUGCCCAGACCGUCCUUGCGAGCCUGCUGCGCUCCAAGAGUCUGCCGCACGUCAACUACCGUCGCGAGAUUCUUUCGCUGAAGGAUGGCGGCGAGGUGGCGCUGGACUGGAUGGAAGAGGGCUGCGAUGCAAACGCUCCCUGCGUCCUCAUCUUACCCGGACUUACUGGUGAAUCGCAGGCGGAAUACAUAAAGUGCCUGGUCUUCGCCGCACAGCAGGCUGGAAUGCGAGUGGUGGUGUUCAACAACCGUGGCCUCGGUGGCAUUGAGCUAAAGACCCCUCGUCUUUACUGCGCCGCCAACUGUGAGGAUCUGUGCGAGGUCAUCCAGCAUGUGCGCCGCACCUUGCCCGAGCACUGCAAGUUGGGAGCGACAGGGAUUUCAAUGGGAGGCUUAAUUCUGGGAAACUAUUUGGCCCGCAAAAGCGAUGAGGCCAGGAGUUUCCUGUCUGCGGCAAAGAUAAUAUCGGUGCCGUGGGACGUGCACAAGGGCAGUGCCAGCAUCGAAAAGCCGGUUAUUAACAGCUUACUUGGCCGCCACUUGGCCGGCAGUCUUUGUCGCACUUUGCGCAACCAUCUGGACAUCUACAGGGAUAUUUACCAGGACUCUGACAUCGACAUCCAGCGGAUUCUGCGCUGCAAGACCAUCAAAGAGUUCGAUGAACUGUUCACGGCCAAGCAGUUCGGCUAUGCCCAUGUCAACGAUUACUACUCGGAUGCCACACUGCACAAUAAGCUGGACCACAUCUCGGUUCCGCUGCUUUGCCUAAGUGCCGCCGAUGAUCCGUUCCAACCGCUGGAGGCCAUUCCCAUCAAGGCGGCCAACCAGUGCACUCAUGUGGCUAUCGUGAUCACUGCUCGAGGCGGACACAUCGGCUUCCUCGAGGGCUGGUGGCCGUCCACCAAGGACCAGUACAUGGGCCGCCUGUUUACCGAAUACUUCAGCAAGGCGCUUUUCGACGAGGAUGGCGAGUUUCAGCACACGGCCAACAAAAUGCACGAGCGGUUCUUGGCCAAGCAAACCGUUGCGCUGGCCUCCUCAUCACCUUUGCUGCUGACCAAGAAACUGGACGCUGAUCAGUUGGACCACAAGGUCAAACUGAUGUAAACUAGGCUCGUUUACUCUAGCCCUCUUUUUGUCCAGUAGGGAUUUACACAUAAUACAUUAGUGUUCGCAUAUGUAUUCCGAUAGAAUUCCGUAAGCAAAGACUUGCGUACUCAUGUGAUAUGAAACGUUGAUCAAAAUCAAAAGUGUUGUUCUACUCUAAGACAGCGAAAAGGGAACAAAAUUUUCAGUCAAAAUACAUAGUUGCUUAACUUAUUCUUAGAUCGUGAAAUUAGUGACAUAUCAGGUUAAAAUUGCAAAGAAGCUUUACGAUUCGUAGCGGUAAAAUUGAAAUACAAAUCAAUGACACAAUGCAAUAAUCUUAGAUUUUACAAGUUCCGUAUAUUUAUAACGAUUAAAAAUACAACGCUUAAAUAAAAGGAAAAUAAAACA
This is a messenger RNA of Drosophila ficusphila, 2511 nucleotides long. It is a transcript of the gene Hydr1, whose product is annotated as phospholipase ABHD3. Gene Ontology annotation, biological process: medium-chain fatty acid biosynthetic process; medium-chain fatty acid catabolic process. The record is from RefSeq and is a predicted model, not a curated record. The transcript is spliced from 4 exons. Gene Ontology annotation, molecular function: monoacylglycerol lipase activity; acetylesterase activity. Bases 568 to 2121 code for a protein of 517 amino acids. Lineage: Eukaryota; Metazoa; Arthropoda; Insecta; Diptera; Drosophilidae.